This is a messenger RNA of Aspergillus steynii IBT 23096, 1543 nucleotides long. RefSeq names its product NAD-dependent succinate-semialdehyde dehydrogenase. The coding region runs from base 52 to 1536 and encodes 494 amino acids. Gene Ontology annotation, molecular function: succinate-semialdehyde dehydrogenase (NAD+) activity. NCBI's taxonomy places the organism in Eukaryota, Fungi, Ascomycota, Eurotiomycetes, Eurotiales, Aspergillaceae. The transcript has 2 exons. The record is from RefSeq and is a predicted model, not a curated record.
CGACACACCCGCUUUAUCCGCAACUACCGCCAAAGCCAACCCAGCUAAGCCAUGUCGACUAUUCCGAGAAACCUGAAGCGCAAAGACCUUUUCCAAACAAAGGGCUUUAUCGCAGGGUCAUGGGUAGACGCUCAAGAUGGCGCCACAUUCGAAGUGCGCAAUCCGGCAUCCCUGGAGACUCUCGCCACGGUGCCGGAGAUGGGCGCCGCCGAUACGGCCAAAGCCGUCGCAGCGGCCCACGAAGCAUUCAAGUCGUAUAAAAAGACCUCGGCACGAGAGCGGGCUCGGUGUCUGCGUCAGUGGAACGCCCUUUGCCACGAACAUGUGGAUGACUUGGCACUGAUCCUGACGAUGGAAAACGGGAAGCCCUUCGCGGAGGCCAAAGGAGAGGUGCUGUAUGCUGCUUCGUUUCUCGAGUGGUUUGCAGGGGAAGCCGAGCGAACUCACGGGGAAGUGGUUCCGUCUGCGAAUCGCAACCAGCGCAUUUUAACCAUCAAGGAACCGAUCGGUGUAGCGGCUUGUCUUGCGCCGUGGAACUUUCCCAUCGCGAUGAUCACCCGCAAGGUUGGUGCAGCAUUGGCUGCUGGGUGCACGACGGUCUGGAAACCGGCUGGCGAGACGCCCCUGAGUGCGUUGGCCCAGGUUGUGCUUGCGAAGGAAUCCGGCUUCCCUGUUGGCUCGAUCAAUGUUGUCACGACCUUGAAUAAAGUGGGAGAAGUAGGAGAGGCGCUCUGCACGUCUAAGUUUGUGCGCAAGCUCAGUUUUACGGGAUCCACGCGCGUGGGCCAAUUGCUUGCGAGGCAGUGCAGCACAAACCUCACGAAGCUUUCUCUCGAGCUUGGUGGGAAUAGUCCGUUCAUUGUUUUUGACGAUGCGAAGGUUGAAACGGCCGUUGAAGCUUGUCUGCUUGCCAAGUUCCGGAAUUCUGGCCAGACGUGCGUCACGGCGAACCGUAUCUUCGUUCAAAGGGGCAUCUACCAGGAAUUUAUGCAAGCGCUGAUCGCCAAAAUCAAGACGUUAAAGGUCGGGGAUGGAAUGGAAAAGGAUGUAUUCAUUGGUCCUCUUACUCAUGAGCGAGCCGUUGGAAAGGCGAUGGAACAUAUAAAGGAUGCAACGAGUCGCGGUGCAUCUGUUGAGCUCGGCGGAGGUCCAUUCCGGCCUGGAGAUCUUGAUGGGUAUUUCUUCCAGCCAACUGUGCUGAGCGGCAUGUCCAUGGAGUCUUUGACCACACAGGAGGAGACCUUUGCACCUGUAGUUGCUCUAUAUCCAUUUGAUACCGAAGAAGAGGUCUUGGAAAAGGCGAAUGACUGCGAUGUCGGCCUGGGGAGCUUCGUCAUGACUGAAUCAACCCCACGGAUGUGGCGGGUUGCUGAAAGUCUCGAAGUAGGCAUGGUGGGCAUCAAUUUAGGCAUGCUAAGUGCGUGUGAGAGUCCUUUUGGAGGAGUUAAGCAGUCUGGAUAUGGCCGCGAAGGAGGGCGUGGAGGCAUCGAUGAGUACCUCACUGUGAAGAGCAUUCUCAUCAAUGUCAGCAAUUAGAUACCAG